CUUCGCGGCAGCCGUCUCAGCAGCACCCACAGCGACAUGGUCCCUUUAAGAAAAAGCGGGCGACCUUGACGGCCUUUCCCGGCACAUGACGCGAGAGGAACAGAAAAAAAAGGGGAAGUCUCCUGUAUACAUGUCACUUCCGUGCGCUCUCUAGCCCGCCCAGAAGGGCUUUCUGAUUGGCUGAGAAAAAAACCGUGACCACGUGCCAUAACUUUUAAACGAAAGAAAGCGCGCUCGCCUUCGCGAAGAUUGUCGCCUCGGCCCUGUCGUCACGUGAUCAAGGUCAACCUUUCUCAGGACUCCAGUGGGCGCUGGUUGUUCAGGCCGGCGGUUGCUAAGCAACGGAGGCGGCUGGGGCCUAGUUGAAUGGAUGCAAAGUUGGGUUUGAGUCCAGUAGCGGCGGUGCCUUAGUGGCCAACAAGAUUUUCAGGAGAAAGAGAUCCAUGAUAGAGUCUUAAGAUGGACGCCACUCUGCCAGCCGUGGGGGAAGAAUUGCUGAGAGAGAUAGAAAAAGUUUUUCAAGAGACUUCACGUGUCCCUGACGACCUCCUCUCGGCGCUUAAAUUCAUUUUUGGGGCUUCUGCUGUGCCUGCCCUGGACUUGGCUGAUCACCAGUCAGUCACGCGGAUCGUGUCUCCCAGUGGAAGGACUGUGUAUCAGGUGCUCGGCAGCUCCGGCAAGCUCUACACUUGUUACGCCUCCUGCCAUUUCUGUUCUUGCCCGGCUUUUGCAUUCUCUGUCCUGCGCAAGGGGGACAGCCUUCUGUGCAAGCACCUUCUUGCCAUCUACCUGAGCCGGGCGCUGGGCACAUGCCACGAGCUCACCGUUUCCAACAAGCAGCUGACCCGCCUCUUACUGAUGGACGAAAGCUUCAGCUUGAGUUAGAGAGAGAUGAGAGCGAGGCUUCAGAGCUGAGGGUCUGGGUACAGGAGGGUGGAACCCAAAGGGGGUGGGGGAACUGCAUUCUGUGGAUGUCUUUUUCUUCCUUCUUGUUCUCCACCCAAAUGGCCUCUGCAGAGAAAUUGGAGCACCUAUCUUAGUGCACUGUUUUCAGUAUUCUAUAAGGAACAAAAUGCACCGGAUUAAACUCUGCACGUAUUUGUUGUAUUCUGGAUAGAGAGAGAGGUCUGGGAACUCUCCAGGAACGCCAACUCCGCAUGCUUCCCCAUACAGAGAAGGUGGGUGCAGACUUUGUCUUUCUGAGAAUUUCUGCUUGUAUUUAGCUUGUAUUUAAAUAAACAGACAAGCAGGAGGCUUCUGGCCCGAAUGAGACUAUGAA
Eublepharis macularius is the source of this 1279-nucleotide messenger RNA. RefSeq names its product zinc finger SWIM-type containing 7 (gene ZSWIM7). The record is from RefSeq and is a predicted model, not a curated record. The transcript has 6 exons. Bases 460 to 885 code for a protein of 141 amino acids. Gene Ontology annotation, biological process: double-strand break repair via homologous recombination. Gene Ontology annotation, cellular component: Shu complex. Lineage: Eukaryota; Metazoa; Chordata; Lepidosauria; Squamata; Eublepharidae. Gene Ontology annotation, molecular function: zinc ion binding.